Molecule: messenger RNA, 2507 nt
Organism: Pungitius pungitius (ninespine stickleback)
Lineage: Eukaryota; Metazoa; Chordata; Actinopteri; Perciformes; Gasterosteidae
Gene: ppp1r17
Product: protein phosphatase 1 regulatory subunit 17
Exons: 4
Coding region: 725-994 (89 amino acids)
Biological process (GO): regulation of phosphatase activity
Molecular function (GO): protein serine/threonine phosphatase inhibitor activity
Source: RefSeq, a predicted model, not a curated record
UACCAGCUGGAAUGGACCCUUAAAGCAUAAAGCUAUCGAAGAUGACGGACUAUGAUUUCCCCUACCAGUAGGAACAGAGUGUUGUAGAUGCUAGCAGAUGGACAUCUACGUGGAAAGAAUGCUAAAUGAUCUUAAUACCAUGGACCAGUGUGCUGUAAACAAUACACUCUGACACACGUCAAACCAACAUGAGGGACUGGAACACACGGAAUCAAGCAAACGGCUUUGUUAGAUUGGACAUGUGGUUUCAAUUGACCACAUAUAAAAAAGGACCAUCUACCAGCUGUCACAUACAACAUUGUCUGUACCUCGCCCCCCCACACCGGCACAGGAAAAAGCUUUCUGAAGCUUGGAUUGUUGUGUGGAAGGGUCCAUGCAGUUCGUCCCUUCUUCUGGUCUCCUUUUUACACAAAGUAUAGGUGGGUCAUUCAAUAGCAUAGAACUUGUGAUUAAAACACUCUGGUACGCUUUUGAAGCUUUGAAAUAGAGAUCUUCAAUAAAAUGUGCUCAGACGGGACUCACAUCCAAAGCUCAAAUAUAUCAAUUCUGUAUGUUGAGCUUUAAUAGCUUUCACGACGUCCCAUGUAUUGGACAUGUGUCGUUCUUCAGUGUGCGCGCACACGUGGGAGUGAUGCUCCUCCUCCGAGCUUCAUAACCCAGGGUCCCUGGUCCUGUCGCUCUGUGAGACGCUGCUGAGCCCGAGAAAGCCCACAGGGCCUCAGAGAUGACGACAGGCUGUGUGAGGUCCACCCUGGAGCCUGAACAUGGACCCGUGACCCAGGAGGGCAAACGCUAUGAGGCGGGCCUGAUGGACAGAAGGUCUGAGAUGCAGGGCGAUAAAGAGGAAAAUCAGCAGCCAGACCAGAAGAAGAAACCUCGCAGAAAAGACACGCCCAUCCUCCACUGUCCUCCACAUAUUCCAGGAGUGACGCGGCUGACAGCAGAGAAGCAGAUGGUCCACUUGGAGGAUGAGGAGAAAGACCUGAAGGAUUAAAGCUAGUAUUUCCCUUUAAUUCUGUCAAUCAAUGAUGUUUUAUCUCAACUUUCUGGACACAAACAGCCCCCCGGUGCCUCGUGCUCUAUGUUCAAAGUGUUCUGAUGUGACAGUGGGCUUUGAUCCAAACCGUUGCAUUGUAGCUCUGGCUCUAUGUCUCUAAGGUCCUUGUCCUGCUGGAAGAUGUAGCUCCGCCCCGUCUCAAGCUCAUCCACACUGCUUCCUGUUUUUGGCUCCAUCCAUCUGUCCCUCAUUGUAGCUGCUGAAGAGAAGCCUCCCCCCCGCCGCGUGAUGCUACCACCACCCUGUUUCCAAGUUGGGGGGGGUGUGCUCAGGGUGAUGGGUGGUGUCAGCUUUCCUCCACGCAGCGUUUAGUUCAACUUGGUCUGCUCUCAGCAGAGCACCUUCCACAUGUUUGCCUCGUCAGCCGGGAGUCACAGUACUCACUACACGGAUCCAGACCGACCCGGAGUUUAGAUCCAUAACUUGAUGUUUAAAUUGAACAUUAACGCCUUGUCUGUAUCCACAGUGUGCAAGUCUCAUUGUGCAUUAAAACUAAGGAUGUUUAAAUUCAAAGGGACUCUUGAUUGAUUGUACUAGUAAAUAACAUGAAUGGAUCUUAUAACUUAUUGAAUUCUGCUCUGUGAGGUCUUUCAUGUGUUUGCUCAUAUGCUUGAAACAAUGUAAGAGUUCAUCGAUCAAUACAAUAUGAAUCACUAAUGAUGUCAUUGAUCACUGUGUUAUAUACAACAGCCCUGAAUUAAAUGUUUGCCUCAGUCACUUUUGAUGCGUUUCUUCCAUCCAAUAUCCAGUAAUAUAUUAGAUCUACACCUGUCAGUGUGAUGCAGCUUUCUUUUUGUCUCCAGAGAACGCCGUCUUCUUCUUGAGGAAGGUCCACACGUUAGAAGGUGAUACGAGCAGCGUGCUGCAUGAAGAUCAGCUUCCACAUGUCCUCCAGCACACAGAGGAGACCAGGACUCUGUGAAGCAUCUUCUAGUCUGUUGUGUUGGACACUCCUCAGUGCUGAUUACCUGUCCAUGACUAGCCGUUCUCCUGAAGCUUCCCUGGACUGAGGCCGUGAUGGAACUUCUGAGCUCCACCACCGGGGGCUCCCUGAAGACCUUUACUCCUGCUCUGAGCUCUCUCUCGGUUCUUCCUGCAUCAGGAUGCUCAGGUUCUCAUUCAUUGGAACGCCAGUGAUUGGCUGCUGCAGGAACGGCUCCACGCCCCUCGGCUACUGUCGAUACAGCUGUCAAUCAUGUUGGACCCACUCGGGCCAAUGUGUCAAUGCGUGACACGUGAGAGCCCCGCGGGUAGUCAGACUGACUGACACAGGUGGGUGUAGCGGGCUUUUAGUGAAUAAUAAAGUAACUGUUGUUCACAACAACGGGUUCAGUCACGUGGGGGAUUAGUUCACUUCCGGCUUGUAGUUGGCUGAGAACGUCAGCGCCUCUGAACGUGAUGCACUAACAUCUGAAUUCAUUAGAACUGUGACACAAUCAGACACGUUUUG